Molecule: messenger RNA, 1059 nt
Organism: Elgaria multicarinata webbii
Lineage: Eukaryota; Metazoa; Chordata; Lepidosauria; Squamata; Anguidae
Gene: ETFB
Product: electron transfer flavoprotein subunit beta
Exons: 7
Coding region: 44-817 (257 amino acids)
Biological process (GO): amino acid catabolic process; fatty acid beta-oxidation using acyl-CoA dehydrogenase
Cellular component (GO): mitochondrion
Molecular function (GO): electron transfer activity
Source: RefSeq, a predicted model, not a curated record
GCGGGUAGCUGCUGGCAGGGUGACCGACGGCGAGCGGGGCAAGAUGGCGGCGGCCGGGCUGAGGGCGAUGGUGGGAGUGAAGCGGGUCAUUGACUACGCGGUGAAGGUGCGGGUGAAGCCAGACAAGUCGGGCGUGGUGACGGAUGGGGUAAAGCACUCCAUGAAUCCCUUCUGCGAGAUUGCCGUGGAGGAAGCUGUGCGUCUCAAAGAGAAGAAGCUUGUCUCAGAAGUGAUCGCUGUAAGCUGUGGUCCACAGCAGUGCCAGGAGACAAUCCGCACAGCCCUUGCGAUGGGGGCUGACCGGGGGCUGCACGUGGAGAUCCCUGCGAAGGACUAUGAGAGCCUCGGCCCCUUCCAGGUUUCGAAGAUCCUGGCUGUGCUGGCCAAGAAGGAGGGUGUCAACCUCUUGUUGCUGGGCAAGCAGGCCAUUGACGAUGACUGUAACCAGACAGGGCAGAUGACAGCAGCGUUUCUUGACUGGCCUCAGGGGACGUUUGCCUCCGAAGUGACGGUGGAUGGGGACUCGCUGAAGGUGGAGCGCGAAGUCGACGGGGGCCUAGAGACGGUGCGUGUGAAGCUGCCGGCCGUGGUGACCACUGACCUACGGCUGAAUGAGCCACGCUACGCCACCUUGCCCAACAUCAUGAAAGCCAAAAAGAAGAAGAUUGAGGUGGUGAAGCCAUCUGAUCUCGGGGUGGACCUUACCCCACGGGUGAAGAUUCUGAGCGUGGAGGACCCUCCCCAGCGCCAGGCCGGCGUCAAGGUGGAGACAGUAGAUGAUCUAAUUGCUAAGCUCAAGGAGAUUGGGCGGAUCUGAGCCCUCACAUGGUUUUGCCUUGCCUGGAGCUGCGACUGUGGGUAGCCCAUUGCUGUUGAGGCAGCUGUGGCCCUUGCGGGGGACUCCUACCUUCUCGCUUCUGUGGGACCCGGUCUCUCUGAGAUUGUAACCAUGCUGCCUUCCAGCCCAGCUGGCCGCCGGAGAAAUCUGAAUGACAAUUUAAUUCUAUUUUCUGUACUAAUGAUGGGCCGGUUUGCAAUAAACGUCGUGUGAUCUUUGGA